AUGUUUGUUUGGAAUUGGCAUCACUUGAAUCCAGCAGGAAUGAACCACUUUGAAUGGGUCUAUGGGGUUACGCCCAUGUCUGAUCUUAGCGUCAUCUAUGCAAGCUGGAUUGCCUAUUUUAUAGUCAUCAUCUCUGUUCGCUGGUAUAUGGCAGAGAGAACGAGAAUCGAUAAAACGCACAACGUGUUGCAGUUUUACAAUGGCUCCAUGAUUAUCUGCAGUACAUUUGUGUGGUAUAUAUCUUCCAUUUCCACUUGGAAUAUUGUGAGACACGCACCAGGCAUCUUUCCUUACUGCCAUGCUGCUCAGUACCCUGCGUAUCAUCAGUAUGGCGGCCAAAUGUUCUACUCCAUGUACAUUUGCUAUUUGCUGCGGUACUAUGUGUUCUUUGAUACAGUGAUUCUGGCAUUAAGAAAGAAAUCGAUACCCUUCUUGCACUGGUACCAGCAUAUGUUUGUUAUUCUCAUGCUGUGGUCAUGGAUACAAGAUCAGAGCAUAUUUGGAAGUUCAGCAACAGCCAUCAUUAGCUUUGUGCAGAUGUUUAGAUACUGCUAUUACUUUUGUCACUGCACAAAUAGUUCGGCCACAGCCGCUUGGAUCAAGAAUGUCGCCUUGUUCUUUGAGAUUAUCCAAUUUAUUGCAGGUAUCACGCUGACAGGCUAUCAAAUGAGCAUCUGCCCACAAUCCAACUGUGUUUUAUUAUCAGCAAGUAUUAAUGUAACCAUGGUGUACAUGGUUGUUAAAUUCUAUGACUCGAGCGAAAAGGCUGUGGCUACCACAAGAGAGCAUUAUAUAAGAAGGAACAGCAGUAAAAAAGAACUGAUGGAACUCUGA
Mucor velutinosus is the source of this 834-nucleotide messenger RNA. RefSeq lists its product as uncharacterized. The transcript is spliced from 6 exons. Gene Ontology annotation, cellular component: endoplasmic reticulum membrane. Gene Ontology annotation, biological process: fatty acid elongation, saturated fatty acid; fatty acid elongation, monounsaturated fatty acid; fatty acid elongation, polyunsaturated fatty acid. Gene Ontology annotation, molecular function: fatty acid elongase activity. The coding region runs from base 1 to 834 and encodes 277 amino acids. NCBI's taxonomy places the organism in Eukaryota, Fungi, Mucoromycota, Mucoromycetes, Mucorales, Mucoraceae. The record is from RefSeq and is a predicted model, not a curated record.